Molecule: messenger RNA, 11645 nt
Organism: Orbicella faveolata
Lineage: Eukaryota; Metazoa; Cnidaria; Anthozoa; Scleractinia; Merulinidae
Biological process (GO): cortical microtubule organization
Cellular component (GO): cortical microtubule
Source: RefSeq, a predicted model, not a curated record
CCCGUCUGUCCCGAGGGAAUAACUUAUGCUAAUCAAAUAUUGAUUAGCGUUAUUAAUUGAAAGGAACGACAUGUUGCCAAGGUUAUUGAAGUGUUUCCAUGGGGCUCUAAAUGCAGUCCACAGAGCGUGAUGCCCUGUUCAUUUUCUCGACGUCUACGGUUUUUUCCAGAUUUACGGCGUGUGUAAGAACAAAUCCUCAUGAAACGCCGCCUGAGACAUGAAGUUGAAGCGACGUUGAAACAACAACGCCUGAAAUAGAUGAAUAAGAAAACAAGAACAUCUUCCACUGCGUCUGAAGGAACAACCGUGCGAUUGCAGCACUCCACCGCGGCCAUUCUGGUCGGAUUAUUUACCUUGUUGGUUUUCUGUUGUGGUUCCGUCGCUGGUGAAGGCAAUGCAUCUUCGAUCUCCAGCGAGGAUAGCUCGGUUUUUCCAGCAUCAAUUAGGGCUGUAUCGACCGCCAUUUCCGGCUAUUCGAGUCAUUCGGUGGGAGUAAACUCAUCCUCCGAAAAUGUCAAUAGCACCAGCACAACCACACCCACUUCACUUCUGAACAAGACCUACAUUCUCACCAUUCUUCGAUCUUCAAACUUUCCUAUCGUUGGUUCAACGGAGCCGAUUACAAUGGCGCUAUCAUUCGUUACCACCGCGGCACCCAUUACUCAAAGCGUUGGGGGGAGUGUGCGUUCGCUGUUAGAAGCUUCGUCGCUUUCGAUCACCGGAUUUACCGAACCGCUUACAUUAGCAUUGUUUACGAGUAGUUCAUUAUCUGGGAAUCAAAGCAACGCUUCCUCAUCAAGUAGUAGUGACAGGAGUUCUGCCACCAUAGUGCAGUUAAGUUCCAAAGACACAAACCCUUCGAGUUCCUUGCAAAUCAUAUCGCCUGUAACGCAAGAUGUUGUUGGGAGUUCGGCAGGAGAUAUCAGCGCAACAAAAAGCAUACUUUCGAAUUCUACAACAAUUUCGGGUGGCUUAUCUAGCAAUUUAUUUACUUUGACUUUGUCUAUAACCAAUUCGUUGUCAGGGCAUCGAAGCAACUCUUCCUCUAUGUCAUCGCGUAGCAAUGGCAUUGCUUCACCUCAUUCCUUUCAGUCAAGUAUUCAAGAAGCAAGCAUAUCAACUUAUUUUCAAGUUCGAACGACAAUAAUGCAAACGAUUUCCACGGCAACUGGGAAUUUCGUAGGUACUAUAGAUUCUACGGAACUGAUACUUUCGAAAUCUGUGACAGUAGCCAGUUCCUUAGUUCAUAACUCACAUACAAGGACAUCUUUCGUUGUCAAUAAUUCUUCGGCGUUUGUCCACCAAGGUGAUUCCACCGAAACACUCCUUAGCACUGAGCACGAAGGGAGCUUUCAUUCCAAUGCAACUCCUGGAACAACCAGUGGAUCAUACUCAGGUAGCCAAUUGGAAACUUCAAACGAAAACCACCCGCUAACCUUGCGUACAGACUUGGCGUCGUAUAUCUCCUCAACUAUGUCUACGCUCAUGACAACUGUUCAUGGAUCUAAAGCUCCCGCGUCGAAUGAGACGGCUACUCACAGUUUAUCACCAUCCAUCUCAGUCUCCGAGCCGAGCCGCAUUGGUGUUCACUCAUCUUUUGCCACGGCCGUCAGUAAUUCACCUCUUGGAAAAGGCAGUAUAAAAACUCUACAGCUUAAUCAAACGAUGCAUAGCACAUUCGGAAACUCCAGAUCCUCAGAAACCAGACAAAGUUCCGAGUCCAUGUCAUCGUCCAAUCGAGUUUCAGUUACGGAGAUAUCCACCUUCGACUCAUCCAAACAGACACCUGAUGUCUCCUCCGUUGUGACGUCAUAUCCAACUGGAUUUUCACCUAACACUUCUGUCAAAGACAAAGGGCAGAGUUCAACUGCAUUAUCUUCAUUUACUGGACUAGAGACGUCAAUAAAGCAAGCAAGCCUAUCGCAAGCGGAAAGUACUGUAAAUAAUUAUUAUGUGUCAUUUCCAAGUUCACCUGGCAUUGCCAAUUCAUUACAACCACUUUCAACAUCUAAAACUCUAUUCGUGUCAAAUGGGUCUCUUACAUACAGUAGAAAUUCGAUGUCCACCUCAGUUCUCAUGGCAACGAAAUCACUCUCUGCUUCAUUGAAUUUCCCGCAGGAAACAGCUGGAAGAUCUAGCAUUUCGCCUGACUCAAGUCAACCAAUGAAGACUACGCCUCAUUCUAGUCAAGUACUACCCAGUUUGUCUUUUCAAUCAGCUACGGCAACGAGACAGUCCCCUUACGCGUCCAUUGCGUCAAUCUCGUCUUCUAUUGUGAACACUUCUUCGUUAAACUCCACUUCAAAUUUGACGACGACUGCCGUACGUCCUUUGCCGUCGUCCGAGUAUAAGAACAUUUCUACUAUGGGAGUUUCACUUCUGAGAGCAUCUACAACUCUAGAGAAUACAAAAGGUUCCGCGUUCACGUCAUCCUCUUUUAAUGUGACCGCCACCACCAUCGAUUCCACGACCCAAGUAUUCGUGACAGCAACCAUUACUCCUUCAGGCAGCAGCUCGGUUGCCUAUACACUCGGACUAUCUCUGAAAAUAUCGGAAUUCCAAACUUCCACGUCCUAUAUUUCAUCAAAAUCACCAGAAGAUAAAAGCAUCGCCACUGUAUCAGAUCUUACGCCAUCUGUUCUGCCCACGAGUUCUUCAUACCUGGUCUCCUCUACACAUUCAACAGGGCCUCCUUUGAAAAAUUGGACAGUUUCGUUUUCCCAGCCUGACAGCAGGGAAGGUUCUGUUACAGCCACGUUUAUCAAGAGGCCAUCGACGUCGUUUACAUCAAUUACACCAAUAUUUAAGACAUCUUUCUCAGCAGAAAAGAUUACAUCCGAUUUCAUACCUACGUUAACGCUACCAACAGUGACCAUGGCAACCUCGAAGUCAGAUUCGGCUGCCUCCCAACUGGUUUCUACGAAUGCAUCGCGAAUGAUUCCCUGUUUGCGAAACUCAUCGAAGACUGAAUCAUUCUCUGUCAUUAGUAGUUCGGUUACUAUCAAAACGGUGUCUUCAUUCUCUGUCGUAAAUACAGCUUCAUCCCGGUCAGAUCAAAACCAAACGCACACUUCCAGUACGCUUCAGAGGCUUUCACUGGCGACAUUUGCAGAAACUGCCUCAAGGACAGCAAGCCAUUCAGUUUCAGUGCAUGGAAGGUCUUCUUUUUUGCAUGAGAAGUCAAGCUUGGCUUCAACCUCGAGAACUGAAUCUUCAUCUGAAAACCAGAGAACAACAGCGACAGUUUCAUUGAUAAUUACCACAGCAACUCAUUCGUCUCAACCUCAUUCAUCAAGUUAUGUUCCGGCUCUUCAGACCACAGUUCAGUCCCUGUCGUUGACGACUUCAUCACUCUCUUCACCUUUCACUCCGCUAUCGCGAAAUUAUUCCAUAACCACAGCUGUGGAUUUAUCACUUAGCCGGACGCUUCUGUCAGAAGUUGGAUCUGUUAAUGUGUCAACAGCUUCGUCCCUGAAGCUGACACGUAUCAGCAAGGAAACGUCAAGAAGACCUUCCGUAAACUCUACACAGCAAUCGAGAGUUUUGUCCACAGCUGCCAACUCCUUUCAAAGUUCGCUCUCUACGUUGGCCACAAACUCUUUGUCAGGGAGUCAGGAAGUAACAGCCACCUUGCUCCUCACCUCUUUACCUACAGAAUCUUCACCAGAACGGCCGAACUUUACAGCAACAGUAGCAUCCUUAAAUGUGUCAGCAACAUCUUUGUUCCAAACACACCAAUCAGCAGUGCCAACCUUACCAAGACCAUCCUCUACAGAAUUAGUCAAUACCACUUUGUUAUUCAAUCGUACUUCAAGUGUGAACAUGCCACAAAGCCAGAGUUAUCUGGCAACAACACUUUCAUCUCGAACUUAUUCACCAAGUGAUAUUCCUGUAGUUACCACAGGUUAUACGGCGGUUUCGUCUUCACUUCAACAAUCCACUCCAGAACAUAGUAAAUUAUCGACGCUUGCCACAGCUGUGAAAGGUUCACAAAACCAAAGUUUCACAAAAACGGUGCUAUCUGUGAAUAUGUCUGCAACGUCUUCAGUCCUAGUCCAAUCAUUGAGUAAAGUCCCAGUCGUUACCACAAGUUACAUGGCGUUAUCUGUUACACCAAGAUCAUCCACCCUAGGACAGAGCGAUUUACUGACACUGAGUGCGGUCAGUUCACAAAGUCCGAGAUUCACAGCAACGGCAGCAAGUGGAAAUGCAUCAAGGCCACUGUCGUCCCAAAUCCUUUCGUCAAGUGAAGUUUCAGUUGAGCCCACAAGUUACAUGACACCCUCAUCUACUCUGUCAUCCACACCGUUUAGAAGCGCUCUGGAGGAAAGUAACUCAUUAAUGCAAACAACAAGUGUGGCUAGCGGGACGACACCCACACCCUCAUCGCGAGUCUAUCCAUCAUUGACGGCAAAUACAAGUGUAGAAACAUCGCCAAGCCAGAGCUACACCACAGUGGCAUCAGUGAAUGUGUCUGUAACACUUUCAUCCAAGAUGAAUCAAUCUAGUGAGUUUACCGCUCUUACUAAAAUCUCGUCUACAAUAAAAUCAUCCGUUUCAGGCCGAAGUGUUGCGGUAACGCAAAUCUCAAGAUUAGGAAUAUCACAAAGCCAAACAUUUACAGCUGGAUCAGUACUAGCAACAACAACAACAACAGCAACUUCAUCUGUAAAUUUAUCAACGAAAGCCUCGUCCCAAAUGGCUUUUUCAAGUGAUGUUACUAUAAGCGCGACAGGCUCUUCCCCAAUAACAAAAUCCAGUUCGGUCGCCGUUGUACCUCCAGGCACCUUCGUACGCUUCGUAAUCAGUGUUCCUUUGAAUCAAAACUUGAGUGAUACAGCGAACCUGACGAGAGGAAUUCUUACUGUUUAUCAGAACGGCACUUUGGAUGGAAUAACAGGGAAUGUUUCUGUAAACAUCAUCAGCAUCGACAGGUCGUCUGCUCCGAACGCUACGAUGUCCAACGUGAAUAUAACGUUUCAAGUUCUCAAUGCUACGGAACCAGUUCUUUCUUAUUAUGUUAUUCAAACUAUUAAGCAGGCGGAUAUCACAUUGAAUCAAACCCUUGGAUACACGGUUGUACAGGAACCUUUCAUCGUUUACCUUUCCCUGACCUCGUCCUUUUCUACAAUGCUGGUGACCUCUUCGAUCUCAUCAUCAUUCAGUUUAACAAACGCCACUUCGGCGGUGAAGGACUCGAGCAUUAUGGUAACGGUUACCUCUAGUUUACCUGCAACCGUCAAGGCCACAGCUGUUGUCUAUACGACAUUAUCUCAACCUGACCUAGUAACAUCAACACGCUUUCAGCGAAGUUCGUUUUCACAAUCGAACGCUAUAUCUUCGUCCGGUUCCCUUUCCCAUACUCCGCAGACGUUGCAUUCUAGCAGUAUGUUGUCUCCAAUUUCAAGUUCUGUCGCAACAGAGGAGAACAAAACAGGUAUUACAAGUCAUUUCCCGUCAACAGUAGUGAGCCGUUCAUCUGUAGUUGAGAGCCCUUCUACCUUAGUAAUUUCCACUGGAAAUUUCACAUUUGCAUCAAGACGCUCGUCACAUUUUGUUUUAUCGACUACAUUAUUGAACGAAACGGCAUUUACAAUACCGUCGCUGUCAUUGCAGUCGAUCAGUUCAAGUGAAACACUGCAUCUGCCAAGUGGAAGUGCGGUUCAGCAAAACUCGACGUUAAUGCUGACACCAAGUCAAAGAGUGUCCUUGUCCCCAUCGAGUGUUUCGAUAUUGCCGUCGACGGGAGUGAGCGUUAGUACCCUGUCACCAAGUUACGUGUCAGGACAAUCUGUUUCGUUGGUCACAUUGAAUUUCACCGUUGCAGCAAGCAAAACUUCAACUCUGAUUUCCUUGACUGAACCGAGAAACGGUUCCGAAUUAGCCAGCUCUGUAGCCCUAAAUGGUACUGUGGUAACAUCAACCCAAGGAAGCUCUGCCUUCAGGAGCAUGGGUUUGAACGUUACUUCACUGGAGUUGUCUGCUUCAUCGAUGUCCAGAAGUAGUGCUUUUGCGUCGGUAAUACCUACGCGGUCAUCAAUAUUGUACAACGUCACUUCAACAAUCGAUUCCGUGCCAUUCAGCUCGUUGUCGCUGAAUACAAGUAUAGUUUCACAGUCCUUCAUGUUACAAAACACGUCUGUUGGUAUUUCAAUGCUGCCAACUACUUCCACGCCUAUUAAAAGCUCACGAACUUCAAUUAUCUUUCCCAGCACUUUGUCUUUAAGUCUUUCACAGCCGAGUAGAAAUUCGACAAUGUCAUUUGGACAUUCUGCGUCGAUAUUGAGGAGCAGUUUCGCUGUAAUUAGCCAAUCAUCUCCAGUAAUUAGCACUGAUGGGAUCGACGAUUCCAAGACGACCAUAUCCCUUUCAACAUCACCGGCCUCGAAUGUUAGCCAAAUGAGAACAUUUACGAUGGACAUGAGUGAAAUAUCCACAUACACACCGAGUUCAAAUAGGUCUUCCCCGCAUUCAACACCUUAUUCGACUGUGUUGAGGUCGAGUCAAACUACAAGCUUUGUCUACAGUGGGUCGUUGCUGACACCAGGCGUAUCUAGUAUGGAGUCAUUGCAAAGCAUCACACCAAGCGGCUCUACCCUAGGUACCUCUCUGAGUGUGGCUAGUAUAGGCAGUGCCCCUUCAUCAUCUAUGAGCAUGAUUCAAACCUCAGGCGUUACGACAAAUUUGUCUCGACCACUAGAAACGCAAACUUUAGUUGUUGACGGGUCCCCAUCUGUAACGUCUCUUGAAACUACAAUACGUUUUUCAGAGGCAUUCACACCAAGUCUACCACAAACAAUAGUCACCACUUCUGGUAAAAGUAUGAAACGUAGCAUUACCUCUUCACCUGAUCUGAGACCAAGUGUAUCAGUGGCAAAUGUUUCUACUAAAGAAGGAGUCUCGAUUUUCCCGAUUUCUACAGUAAUCCAUACAACGCCAAUUACAGUGACGACGAUUAAAGUGACACCAACACGACAAGUGACUUCACCUCCGAGCUCUGUCGAAUACCGUACAAGCAGCCUUACAGCUAUUGCCACCCAGGAAAGUUUAUCCAGUCGUCGGUCUGUAGAUGCAAUCAGCUCCUCCCUAGCGAGAGGUUCAAUGAACUCGACAUCUUUCGUCAGCAGUGCCAAAUCUAUGAGGACUAUUUCUAGUAGAAUUGAUGUACUUAAUUCGUCAUCUGCAUUAUUUUCAAGCAAAGAUCGUUCAAAGAUCAUUUCAUUAAAUAUUACUCAAGGGACCACCCAGAAGGUCUCUGAUACGACUCUAGCGAUCACAUCUUCGCUCCUGAAAUCAACCACAGUAACUCCAUUAAUCGCAAGUUCGUCUGUAACUCUCUUAACGCCAGUUACCAGAUUGAGGACUACAGUUUCAACAGCUCAAAGUUCGGCUGGGUCCUCAGUAAUUUCGUCGGUUACUCCUUCAAGCUCGAAUUUUUCUGUUCAGAUGCCAAGGUCUACUAAGCGUAUCCAUCCAAGUAGUAACUCCCUUUCAACAAGAACAGUUUCUGAAAGCUUGUCGGUAACUGAGAGUAGCAAGAUUUUACUUCAUACCUCUGUACUGCACGUUAAAUCUUCGUCGAUUGAUUUAAGGUCGUCAUCACUUAAAACGCCCCCUACGUUGUCGACGAUGAGGGGCGUGAUUACUUCUCGCCAAGUUUUAAAACCUACCAGUGUAACCGGGACCCUAUUAAAAGUGUCAGAUGUAUCAACUUCGAUUAUCUCCACUUCGAAAACGACGACAAUGUCGUCUGACCAGUUGUCGCCCAGCACUGUUGAAGAUGUUUCAACGCUGACACCAGCAAGAAGCUCUUUAUCCUCGAAAACGUCGUCUGUAGUAAGCCCAUCAACAGGACCACCCACCGAGCCUGUUCGUCCGACGGCGAAUACGAAUAGCAGUGAAGGACUUGUCGGUUUACAAAUACUUGUACCCGAGACCGAGGAUGAAGGUAAUGCUUCUUUCCGUCAGGUAAUUGAGGUGAGACUUGCAGCAGCGUAUAGGUGGGGACAGGAAAAGGGAAGUGAGCGGAGAAAACGGGACCUAACGUGGUACUGGAGAAGAUCUACGGUUAAUUUAGAUACCACGCGCGAGUUUGAGUCGUGGAAGAAAAGUGCUUUAUACCAAGUGCACGAAAAAAGAGGCAGGCGAUUUAGAAGACAAGAAGACAACAUUACUGUACUGGCAGAAACCAUUAGGCGGGCCAAGCCAAUCGUAGGAGAGGAAGUUGUCGACAUAGAAUACCGGGUUUUCGAAGGACUUGAAAUGGUAUCUGCCGAAGAUGUUGUGGACACAAUGAACAGGCUGAGUGAGGCUGAAUUGGUCGUUACCUUGAAAUAUGCGAUCACGUUGAGACCGUAUGUCGUGAAAGAGGCACCUGUAGAGCCUACAAACGCUCCAAGGAGAGACUCAAAAUGGGCCACUCUUAUCCCAGCUAUUGCUGUUCCUGUAGUGGUGGUCCUGUUUCUUAUCUGUGCCUUUGUAUGGACCAGAUUUGCUGCCAAGAGAAAGAGGGAACAGAAAAAAGUCGAGCCGUUAAAGGAGCAGCAUUAUGAAAGCCUCGAGGUGAAGGUUACGUCCUCCCAUGAUGUUAUUCCGCCUAAAAAUCUCCAAGGAGCUCCAAGGAAGAAAAGAUCAAGCAUUUCCAGCACAAGCAGCAGUGAUGUUCCCUCCAAGCGUCCCAAAGUGCCCCAUCCAGAUUACUCUCCGCUUGGGGGUCCAGUCAAACAUAAUCAUCAAUACAGAAGAAGAACAGACAUUAAAGAUGCCGAUCACAAACCUGCCAAGAGUAAAACCCCUCCUAAAGACGACAAAAUUGUGAAUGGACACAUCAAACACGAACAUCAUGUCAAAACGUCUGACGACGCGCGGAAUAGUAUUGAGAUGGGGCACUUAGCAGGCGUGGUAGAGAACUCUCCGCAAAUGAGAGACGAAAAACUGGCCACCAGUCAUGGUCGCGAAGAGUUAUCAGUACGUUUUGCAAAGCUGCCACCGCUUAUAGAGACUUCUCUAGUUGGACGAAAAUCGUCGAUCCCGGAGAAAGUAGUACAGGAGAACAAAGAAAAAGAAAGAAUCAUUGCUGAAUCGGGCGUCCCGCAGGCAUGGUUGGAUAAAAUGAAAAUGAUUGAACUUCAAAAUAUAGUCGCUGCCAACGAUGCGGAACUAAAUGAUGACGGAGAUACUCUUAAUCUCAAGGCAAAUGUUGAAAGAUGGAGGAACAAGAUGCGGCAUCGAGAAAAACUGCGACAGGACAUGAGGGAGAGGGAGAGGGAGAGAGAGAAAAAGUUGAAGAAACUCGAAAACGAUGAAAAGGGAGACAACGAGGCAAAGAGAGAAGACAUCGACAAAUCAGAGGGUAUGUCAACUAUUUCACAGCGAAGCCUUACAGCAGAGCGUAAACGAAGGUCUCGGUUAGACCGCUGGAGAAAACAUCGGGUAGGAACUUCCAGUUCAAAGGGCACGAGUAGCAGUAACAGCAGUAGCAGCAGCAGCUCGGAGAGUGACUCGGAGGGAAAGGAGAGGACCGAGAAAGGAGAAAAAGAGAAAAGAAAACGAAGAAAGAAAGAGAAAAGGAAAAAGGCAAAGGUUCCACCCCUCGCAGCAGGCCAGUCCGCGAGAGCUACUGCGGACGAAGCAUUACGGGAAACAGCUUGGACGAUCAGAGAGACGCCUGGUGUACGUCUUGUAUCUGUCAAACCACACAAUGAGGGCUGGGAGCAACAGCAGACGGAGCCUGCGUACAUACCGAAUGGCGUGCCAGCUCACAGAGUUCAACAGCCACGUCCGGUUUCCUCACGAUCAUAGCAAAGAGAACGAGUUCAUUACCUGUUGGAAACUGGUUAUCCUGUUUAUCCUGUAAUGUCCACUCCCAUUGUAGAACCGACUGCAACAAAAUACCCUGAGGAAGAGGUUCAGUACGAGGAUAUGGAAGGUUUGGAUCCCUACAUACCUCAGUACGAGCAAGACAUAUAUCUUAAAGACGAUAGCAUUCCAAAUGGUCCUCCACCAGAACCAAGGCAAGCGUUCGUUGGCCCGACAUACUACGAAGACGACCACAUCUAUGAAGAGCCUGUUUACACCCCUGCGUCACGUCCUCAAACCCGCCUCGUAACACCUCGACAAAACCAAACGCGAGCGCUGAUUCCAACGCAUUAUGCCACUGGAUAUGUAGGAAGGCCUAGAGGCCGACCUACCUCGGCAUCACAGCACCCCGAGACAGCCAGGCCAGCUAGAACCAGACCAAUCUCUGCUAGGACGGAGUCAAUGCCACGGUAUACUCCCUCGCCUGUUCGCUCUUCGCCUCCGGACCGAAGUGCUGCGCCACCAUCUUUGCCGGGUUCCCGUUACAUGAUAAGUAAUCGUCCUACUGUAGCUACCGCUCCACAACCAAGCAUUGGUACUUCUCCGCGUUAUAUGGUAGAUCCUGAGCGGAGACAAGAACCCCCCAGCUCCUUUGACGGUGCUCGAGUUAUUUUAUCUCGUGCUCAAGCCAACGUAGAUCGCUUUGAACAAGACAGCAGGCUCCACGCCCCGGAUGAACCCGACGCACCACCAGCAUCAGAACCUCUAUAUGCCACGCCACAAAAGAAGACUCAGCCACACACACAGCCCACCAUACGACAUGCUCGAGCUCCACUGCAAAAAGGGAACUUGCAAACUAACAAUUCCCGAUUAGAUAUGUCGGCAAUGGAACGUCAGGAGUUAGAGGCACAACUGCUGGUAUCGCGCGCCUUGGCUCGCGCCAGAACAAACGUAAGAACAUAGUAUUCCUUACAUUACUCCGAUUAAUUGGUGUUGUUGAUUCUGCUAAAGAAAAGCAAAUGUAAAAAAAAAAACGAAGGGGGGCUAGAGUACUAAGACCCGUUGUUUCAAUUUUCACAAAUUAAAUUCGACGUUUACAGCCCGAGAGAACUAGUGCCUUGAUUGGUCGCGGGCGUUUAUUUCCCAGAAAAUUGUCAGACUCUCCGAACCUCGGUGGCUAUGUUGACAAACAGCAAAGUGGUGCGAUCACAACAUGUUGACGAGGCAUGUGUUGAAGCCAUGCUACUUCUGAUCUGAAAGUACGAUCGGAAACCCUCCGGUUGCUAAUGUUCUUCAACCGUUUAUCGCGCCAAACGGUUGUAGCGCUUUGACUAAAGAAAACCUUUUUAUUGUUGUCUGUUUUUAUCCUAACGUUCUGUUUUCGUACAAAUCGUUUUGUUUCUCUUUGUUUUAUGACAUCGCCACACGCUAUUUUUGUUAUCUUUUUGUUGUCUAUCUCCCAAUUGUAAUGACGUCUCUUUAGUUGUUUAGGAUAAGGCAAAAAAAAAAAAAAAAAAAANAAAAAAAAAAAAAAAAAAAAAGAGUAGAAUAGUUACAUAUUAGUUUACAAUUUUAGAUAUAGUUCAUACACAUUUAACGGCUGUAAAAAUACGAAUCGUGUUGGCUGCCUGUAAAUAUCAAGAAUUAGCAAAGAUGAAAGUUAUAAAGAGAAUAUUUGAGCUUCUUUUAUACAUGAAAAGAUCUGCUUAUUUGAUGAAAGAUAUUUUAAUAACAUUAAUGUAUGAAAUGAUUAAUUUAUGACUGAGACGUUAAAGAUAAUUAAAGCAGAAUAAUAAAACAGGUGAUGGAAAUAGAUUAAAGAUGUGAAUAAAAUUUCUUCAAUGAUA